Molecule: messenger RNA, 587 nt
Organism: Rhipicephalus sanguineus (brown dog tick)
Lineage: Eukaryota; Metazoa; Arthropoda; Arachnida; Ixodida; Ixodidae
Exons: 5
Coding region: 99-521 (140 amino acids)
Source: RefSeq, a predicted model, not a curated record
AAUACCGACCGCGUGCAACGUUCCAACAGAUAGCGCGAGCCGAUCGCGCUCGCUCUCAUCCCAUCCAAGCCCCGCGGCGCUUUUAUAAGCCAUCGCGGAUGAGUCGAACCCGUGUCCGACUUUCUUUCGUCCGAAGAGCAGAGGGUGCACGCAGCGUUAGCUCAAUUCCAGGCGGCGUCAUGUCUUCGAGAAUCGUUCCCCUGUGCCUGCUCUUCUUGUCCGUGGUUGUCCUCAUCAACGCGCAGCACAGGCCUGACACGAUUAGAGUACCACCACCACGCAUUGACCUGCCGAAGAUUCCACAACCGCCAAGGACGCGGAUCGACGUGCAAGGAGGCGGUUCUGGGUCCCAGCACAGUGUGAGCGGCAGUAUUCACCACGACGUAUACCGGCCGAACCGUGGACCAACCAUCUCCAUCUGGGGACAGGGCUCGCACCAGCGGCACCCAGCCACGGGCAGCCAAGGCCAGGGUCAAGUUGGAGUCGGUGUCAGGAUCCCCAUAGGAGGGCGCCGCGGAUGAACGUCAGCGCGGUGUCACUUGCGUGCCAUUCAUCCUUGAAAUACACAUGUGUUCAUCUACCUUAUG